Molecule: messenger RNA, 2415 nt
Organism: Neohortaea acidophila
Lineage: Eukaryota; Fungi; Ascomycota; Dothideomycetes; Mycosphaerellales; Teratosphaeriaceae
Product: VHS domain-containing protein
Exons: 2
Coding region: 252-2363 (703 amino acids)
Biological process (GO): Golgi to vacuole transport; Golgi to endosome transport; protein transport to vacuole involved in ubiquitin-dependent protein catabolic process via the multivesicular body sorting pathway
Cellular component (GO): trans-Golgi network
Molecular function (GO): ubiquitin binding; phosphatidylinositol binding
Source: RefSeq, a predicted model, not a curated record
CGGAAAGGGCCGAGAGCUUAAAGCCACGGCCUGCGACAUCCCACCGACGUCCGCUGCUCCUCGCUGAAGCAUUGAAUCUCUCCCCAACCUCCCGCGGGCAGCUGGGUCCCCGUAUUGUAUUUGUGUGGCAAUCGGCUGCUGUAUCAUCCAGCCCUUCCUUGCAAGUGCCUUGUCGCCAGCUUGUCUCCCGGCAGGGGUCAUCACACCCGCCCUCCAUCCCCAUCUGCCUAAACCCCACCGCCUCCUCCAGCAUGGAGGCCGCAUCGGCGCGCUACGCCGCGCGAGACCGCUUCGCCUAUCCCACCGAGCCCGCGGCCACGCCUCUCCAACGCUACAUCCAAAAUGCCUGCUCGCCCGAGAACUUCGAGCCCAACCUCGCCCUCUGCCUCGAGAUAGCAGACCUGAUCAAUGCCAAAAAGGGCAACGCCCCGCGCGAGGCCGCCAUCUCCAUCGUCGGCUACAUCAACCACCGCAACCCCAACGUCAGCCUGCUCGCGCUGGGCCUGCUGGACAUUUGCGUCAAGAACUGCGGCUACCCUUUCCAGCUGCAAAUCUCCACCAAGGAGUUCCUCAAUGAGCUGGUGCGUCGGUUCCCGGAGCGGCCGCCGUUGCGCACGACGCGGGUGCAGAAUCGCAUUCUGGAGUGCAUUGAGGAGUGGCGGCGGACGAUCUGCGAGACCAGCAAGUACAAGGAGGAUCUCGGCUUUAUCCGGGAUAUGCAUCGUUUGCUGUCCUACAAGGGUUAUACGUUUCCGGAGAUCAAGAGGGAGGAUGCGGCGGUGCUGAAUUCGAGUGAUGGGCUGCAGAGUGCGGAAGAGAUGGAGGCGGAGGAGCGGGCGGCGCAGAGCGCCAAGUUGCAGGAGCUGAUACGGAGGGGCACGCCGCAUGACUUGCAGGAGGCCAACAAACUGAUGAAGGUCAUGGCUGGCUACGACACGAGACACAAGACUGAUUAUCGCGCGAAGGCGGCGGAGGAAGUCGGCCGUAUUCAGCAGAAAGCUAAGCUGCUGGAGGAGAUGCUUCAGGGUUACCAGGCUGGGGAUGAGAUCAAGGAGGGCGAUGUGUACGAGGAAUUGGCCAGCGCUCUGGCCUCUGCGCACCCUAAGAUUCAAAGGAUGUGUGAGGAGGAGAGUGAAGACACGGAGGCUGUUGCGAAGCUGUUCGAAAUCAACGACAGCAUACACCGGACCGUGGAGAGGUACAAGCUCUUCAAGAAGGGCGACAUUGAGGGGGCGAACGCCAUCCCCAAGGGCACACUUGGUGUCAGUGGUGCGGGAGUGAAGACGGGUCCCGGGAACGAGCUCUCCUUGAUUGACUUCGGAGGACCCGACGAUGUUGCUCUCACUCCCACCCAGAGCGCAACAUCCGAGCAACAGAAGCCAAAGGGCAGCGCGCUAGAGGACGAUCUACUAGGCCUGAACAUGGGCGAUGGCAACUACGGCCAGGGCGGCGGCAUAUCGCUGGGAAGCAGCAGCGGUCCCUCCAACGGCGUAGCACCAAAGAGCACCGCGGACAUCAUGGCGCAGUUCUCCCAAACACAACGCCCUGCCGCUCCCGCGAACCCGAUCUUCGCCUCUCCGCAAGUGAUGCAACAGCAAUCGCCGUCCAUCCCGCAAGCAUCGAAGCCGCCAAGCGGCGAUCUCAUCGGCUCGACCUCGCAGUCUGCUUCCACUUCAACAACACCCGUUCCGCCCGCAUCACUACUCGCCCAGCGGCAUCAGCAAGGCAAAAAGUCCGACCCGUUCGCAUCCCUCUCCUCCGCCACUCCUCCCCGCCAAGCGUCCCCAGCCAACUUCCAGCAGAGCGUCCUCCCCGACAAAUCCGCCACCCCGACUCCCCUCACCAAAUGGCCCACCCCUCCGCGCGUAGAGCGCGCAUCAACCUUUGACCUCCUAGGCAUGGGCAACGGCCAGGUGCCUCCAACCGUAUCCGCGCAGCGCGCCCCCGCAGCGCCAGCGGAGAAGAAAGCAGACGACGACGAAUGGACAUUCAGCUCCGCCUUGCCAGACCAACCGGCCGAGAUUGUCGUCAUGAACUCCAGCAUUCGGACCGUGUUCACCGUCACGCGCCUCAGCGAGUCGGAGCUGGAGAUGCGCAGUCGCAUUUCGAACGCUACUGCUUCGGCGAUUGAGGGCUUGACGUUUCAGCUUGCUGUUACUAAGGGCUACACACUCCAUCUCCAACCCCAAUCUGGCCGUGUCCUCGGCCCCAAUCAGCAAAAUGGCAUUACGCAGACGAUCCGCUUGGAAGGCGUGGAGAGGGGGAAGGGCAUGAGUGUCAAGAUGCGGUACCGGGCGAGCUAUAGCCUGGGCGGGACGGUGACGAACGAGCAAGGGGAGAUUGUGGGCUUGGGGGUUCCGUGAGGGUGGAGCGGAGAUCUAUAGAUAGCGGUUGAAUGAAUCUUUCAUGAUGAGA